This is a messenger RNA of Phytophthora nicotianae INRA-310, 285 nucleotides long. RefSeq lists its product as hypothetical. The coding region runs from base 1 to 285 and encodes 94 amino acids. The transcript has a single exon. Lineage: Eukaryota; Oomycota; Peronosporomycetes; Peronosporales; Peronosporaceae. The record is from RefSeq and is a predicted model, not a curated record.
AUGCGUCUCAACUUCGUGCUCGUUUUGGUCGCGGCCCUCGCUACAAUGGCAUCUGCUGGCUUCAGUGACUAUGCGUAUAAGGAACUGAAAGAAGACGAUGAUUUUGAGCCCUCCCCGGCGUGGACCAAGAAAUGGACCGCGGAAAUGAAUCGCUGGGUAGACGAAGGGAAGACUCCAUUGGAAGUGGCCAGAUUCUUUAACAAGCAAAACACCCGCGAAGCGAGAGAGAAGCUCUAUCUUUUCUAUGAUGCGUGGCUGGAGAAGAACCCUAAUGUGACCACGUGA